AAAAUAUAAUUAUUAUAGAAGUAGUAAUAACUAACUGCGGGAAAUUAAAAGAGUAAAAAUCAGGUGGUGCUCCUGCCCACGGGAUUUCGGGUGCUCGUUCUCAGUUUUUCCUCCUCAUCUUCUUCACCGUUGAAUAAAAAAAAAUUCAAAGCCAACUGCCUGCAAAGUCGUUAUUCAAUUCACACACACACACACACACACACACAUACGCAUAAACCUGGAGAGAUUCAUGCCGGAACUGAGAAAUUUCUAGAGGGGGAAAAAAGACGACAGAAUGUAAAAUGCGUUCCUAAUUCGGUUGUAAUAAUUCAUCGACAAUUCAAUUCAUAUUCCCCAAUUUUUACGAUUCUGUAUUCCUCUCGUUUGUAAUUGUUUUACGCGAAUUGAAUAUAUUGAGAGUUUUGGAGGAAGGAGAGGAUUUCUGCAAGUAAUUAGUGUGAGAGAAAUUGAGGUGGAGACGAACUAUCUGGUUUUGGUGGAAUAGCGGUGGGAGUAAAUUAGGGUGUAGAAAUGGCGGCGCAAGGUGGAGAGGGUGGAGUUGCGGUGUUGUGCGGCGGAGCGGUGGGCAAUGCGUUAGAUUCAAGGUCGGCAGCUGGAGGAAGUGCCGAGGAUGAUUCUGAGCAGAAUUCUCCAAUUUUGUUUUUCCUGUUUUUUCAUAAGGCGAUUAGGUCGGAGCUUGAUGUCCUUCAUCGCUCCGCUUUGGCAUACGCGACUGGGAAAGAGGCGGAUAUUCAGUGGCUGGUGGAACAGUACCGUUUCUUGAGAUUAAUUUAUAAGCAUCAUUCUGACGCUGAAGAUGAGGUCAUUUUUCCAGCUCUUGACAUACGUGUGAAGAAUGUUGCACAGACGUAUUCGUUAGAGCACAUCGGGGAAAGUGACCUUUUUGAUCACUUGUUUGAGCUGCUAAAUUCUAAUGAGCAGAGGGAUGAAAAUUUUGCACGCAAGUUAGCAUCUUGCACUGGGGCCCUCCAAACAUCGAUCAGCCAGCACCUGUCCAAGGAAGAGGAGCAGGUCUUUCCUUUGCUAAUAGAAAAGUUCUCAGUCGAAGAGCAGGCAUCUCUAAUAUGGCAAUUUCUCUGUAGCAUUCCAGUGAAUAUGUUGAAAAAGUUCCUCCCCUGGCUAUCAUUUUCUAUUUCACCUGAUGAGUAUCUGGAGAUGAAGAAAUGUUUGUCAAGAAUUAUUCCAAAGGAAAAUCUUCUUCAGCAGGUGAUUUUCUCUUGGAUAAAAAGUGGAGGACCAGCCAAAAAUGCUGGAGGUCAUAACCUUAGUUCGGAAGUCCAACAUGAUGUAUAUUGCAGUGCUGCCAAAGAACUUCAUGCCGAGAAAAGAAAGUGUCCAUGUGCACCUUCAAGGAUUGGCAAGAGGAAGUUUGCACUGUCUCUAGAUGAUGUCUCUGAUGUAGAUAAAGACAACCCUAUAGAUGAAAUAUUGUACUGGCACAAUGCGGUCAGACAAGAAUUAGAAGACAUUGCAGAUGAAGCUAGGAAAAUUGAGCAGUCUGGAGAGUUUUCUGAUCUGACAUCAUUUUAUGAAAGGCUACACCUUAUUGCUGAGGUUUGCAUAUUCCACAGUAUGGCUGAGGACAAAGUAAUAUUUCCAGCAGUUGAUGGAGGAGUCUCCUUUCUGGAAGAGCAUGCUGAGGAAGAAAGUCAAUUCAAUGAGCUUCGGUGCUUAAUUGAGUACAUUCAGAAGUCAGGUGCCAACACGACUUCAGCUGCAGAAUUUUUCGCUAAGCUAUGUUCCCAGGCUGAUUUAAUAAUUGAAACCAUCCAGAGGCAUUUCAAAAAUGAGGAAGCAGAGGUACUCCCACUUGCUCGUAAGCUUUUUAGCUUCAAAAGACAGAGAGAACUUCUGUACCAGAGUCUCAGUGUAAUGCCGUUGAAGUUGAUUGAGCGUGUUUUGCCAUGGUUUGUGGGAAAGUUAACUGAAGAGGAAGCCAGGAACUUCCUUAAAAAUUUGCAGCUAGCAGCACCAGCGCCUGAUGCUGCUUUGGUAACUUUAUAUUCUGGUUGGGCAUGUAAAGGGCGUCAUCAUGAUGUAUGUUUGUCCUCUGAUGCUCCUGGCUGCUGUUUGGUCAAAAAAUGCUCUAAUCCUGAUAUAGAAGAAAAUUAUGUCCGGGGAUCCUGCCCAUGUGCACUUUAUAUGCAAAAUGUAGCUGAAAGGCCAGCAAAGAAAAAUCUCCCAGUUUCUGAUACUAGCCAAAUUAUAUCCGGAUCAUCUGUAGAUAAAAUUUCCUUAAGCACCUCCUUUAAUGGACAGUCGUGCUGUGUUCCUGGAUUGGGAGUUAAUGUUAACAAUCUGGGCUUGAGCACAAUUUCAACCCCAAAAUCUUAUCGUGCACAGUCCUGCUCUUCUGCACCUUCUCUUAAAUCUAGCCUUUUUAUCUGGGAGACAGAUAAUAGCUCUUGUAAUGUUGAUCGUAAAGUGCAUCCAAUUGAUACAAUAUUCAAAUUUCAUAAAGCAAUACUGAAAGAUUUGGAAUACUUGGAUGUUGAAUCCGGUAAACUUAGUGAUUGUGAUGAAACUGUCCUCCGGCAGUUCAUUGGAAGGUUCCGACUGUUGUGGGGUUUGUACAGAGCUCAUAGCAACGCAGAGGAUGAAAUAGUGUUCCCGGCACUUGAAUCUAAAGAGGCUCUUCACAAUGUUAGUCACUCAUACACGCUAGACCACAAGCAGGAGGAAGAAUUAUUUGAAGCCAUAUCUUCGUCUCUGUCUGAUCUGUCAAAACUUCAUGAUUGCAUGAGGGGAGUUGAGAAUGUUGAGGGUAUGGAUUGGACUGGACCCGAUAGUUCUGAGUAUCGUUAUGAUUCCAAAAGAAAAUACAAUGAGCUGGCCACAAAGCUUCAAGGCAUGUGCAAGUCAAUUAGAGUCAGCCUCCAUCAGCAUAUUUAUCGAGAGGAACUUGAGCUCUGGCCACUGUUUAAUGAGCACUUUUCAGUGGAAGAGCAGGGCAAAAUUGUUGGUCGCAUAAUUGGGACCACUGGUGCUGAGGUAUUGCAAUCAAUGCUCCCUUGGGUAACAUCUGCACUUACCCAAGAUGAACAAAAUAAUUGGAUGGACUCAUUGAAGCAAACAACUAGAAACACGAUGUUUAAUGAAUGGCUAAAUGAAUGUUGGCGAAAAACUCCAGAAUUAUCUGUUCUACCUGAAGAAGUAGAAAAUACUGCUACUAAAGGUGCUGACACUCUGGAGGGUGAUCAGAUGUUCAAACCGGGUUGGAAAGAUAUUUUCCGCAUGAAUCAAACUGAACUUGAAUCGGAGAUAAGGAAGGUUCAUAGAGACUCUACUCUUGAUCCUAGGAGAAAAGCUUAUCUGAUUCAAAAUCUUAUGACAAGUCGUUGGAUAGCUUCUCAGCAAAAAUCUCAAGCAUUCAGAGGCGAAAAUUCCGCUAGUGAAGAAACAUUUGGACUAUCACCUUCAUUUCGGGAUUCAGAUAAACAAAUUUUUGGAUGUGAACACUACAAGAGAAACUGUAAACUUCGGGCUGCUUGUUGUGGAAAGUUGGUUACUUGCAGAUUUUGUCAUGAUGAAGUGAGCGAUCACUCCAUGGAAAGGAAAUCAACAGUGGAGAUGAUGUGUAUGCUUUGCCUGAAGAUUCAGCCAAUUGGGCCAGUUUGCUCCACACCUUCAUGCAAUGGAUUUUCUAUGGCAAAAUACUAUUGCAAUAUUUGCAAAUUUUUUGAUGAUGAGAGGGAUGUGUAUCAUUGCCCCUACUGCAAUUUAUGCCGUCUUGGGAAAGGUCUUGGUGUAGACUUUUAUCAUUGUAUGAAAUGCAAUUGUUGUUUAUCAAUGAAACUAGAAGAACAUAAGUGCUUGGAGAAGGCUUUGGAGACAAAUUGCCCAAUCUGCUGUGAGUUUCUGUUUACUUCCAGCGCAACUGUUAGAGGUCUACCAUGUGGUCACUACAUCCAUUCCGCUUGCUUUCAGGUAUCUUAUGUUUUUUUCUGUGUUCUUGUAUACUGUAAGUUCUUUGAAUUCAUCAUAUUAUUUAUGGUUCUUUGAAUUCAUCAUAUUAUUUAUGGUUCUACUGAUAAUUCUCUGUGAUUCAUUAUGUUAUUGGACCUUUUCAGGCAUAUGCUUGCAGUAAUUAUGUUUGUCCAAUAUGCAGUAAAUCCAUGGGUAACAUGGCGGUAAAGUUUCUCAUUUUCUUCUCUCACACUUGUAUGCACUGUUACUUAAGUUUAAUUGACUAUAACCAGCCUCAAAAUGCAAUGUAGUGUAUGCUUCAAGAAAAAAUAAAAUAACGUAGAGGAUUGAUGCGGUAACAUCGCAUUGGAAUAAUAUCCAAGUUUUGGUUAACAAUUUUAUCUGAUUAUCUUGUUCGUUUUGGCCUCAAUAGUUAAUUUCAAAUUGGUGUUCUUUUUGGCCUUGUAGGAAUGUUAUUUUUCUGCUCUUAAGAAUCCUUUCAUUAACCAAUAGUGAAUCUUCCACUGGAUAGAGUUAGAGCCAGGAUUUGCUGCUUGCUAUUUAGUCGUGGAAUUACCAACCUUAUUAAGAAAUACAAAUUGAUACAAUUUAUGUAAGGCGCUUUGUUGAGAAUUACUUUAUGACUCAGGUUUACUUUGGCAUGCUCGAUGCUUUACUUGCUAAUGAAGUGCUUCCAGAAGAAUAUCGAAAUCGUCAUCAGGUAUGUCCACUUUUAUUGCAUUUCGUGCAUUCUUCCAUUGGUUAUCAAAAUUUUGUAACAGCUAGUAUGAUGGUUGUUCAACCAUGUUCUAGCAUAUACAAGUUAAGCUUUUUGGUUAUCUCUACUUAGUUUUAUGAUUGGCCGAAAUUUGGAUUGCUAGUAGCUGCACAACCCCUCAUUGGAGAUCCCAAGAAGUCUGCUCAGUCAUUCUUCUUUUGAUGAUGACUGUGGAAAAUUACCAAUUUGGUGUAUUAAUCUUCUCUGACGAAUUUCUACCAGGAUAUUCUUUGCAAUGACUGUGAACGGAAAGGCACGGCCCGCUUCCAUUGGUUGUAUCACAAGUGUGGAUUUUGUCGAUCAUACAAUACUAGGGUUAUCAAGUCUGGACCUGUCACUCCUCCUGAAUGCUCUUCUUCCAACUAUGAGGGUCCUUGAAAAAUGAAGAGAGUUUGAACAUGUGUAAAUAUGGCCCGUAGAGAAUUCAAAAAAAUUUUGUUUGCCCUUUUGGACUUUGUAUAGGUUUUAAUCAUCGUUGUAGCUCUAUUGACAAACAUAGUAGUAUUUUCAUUUUAGCUUGUUCAUUGUAUAAUUGUGCUGCUGCAUCGUUUCAAAGAGGAAGUAUGCUGUGUAGAGGGUAAUUGAGGUAGAGGUUUAUAUCUUCAUAUCGAAAGUUAUUGGUGUUUUUAUUAUCACAUGAAUAGUUUCGAAAUUAUAUCUUCAUAUUGAUUUCACAGCUACUGUAUCAACGUUUUACUCAAAAGGACACCCUAACUUUUCGCUCAUUCAAAAGAAUUAUUUAUAAGUAGUGAUGAAGAGAAAAGAAAUACGAUA
Oldenlandia corymbosa var. corymbosa is the source of this 5458-nucleotide messenger RNA. NCBI's taxonomy places the organism in Eukaryota, Viridiplantae, Streptophyta, Magnoliopsida, Gentianales, Rubiaceae. The record is from the annotation of a GenBank genome assembly.